AUGUCCAUCUUCCUCAACCAAUUCCAUGAGCAGCUGGUGGAUGAUAUCUUGACACAUGACGACUGGCAAGUGCUCAAAACGACACAUAAAUUUCUGCAGCCGUUCUACCAAGCGACCAUGGAGCAGCAGAUGGAGUGGGCGUCAAUUGACCAGAUGCUGAAGAACAUGGACAUCCUGCUCAAGCAGUUUGAGGACGCCAAGAUCAGGGAUGUUGACAACGGGUACAUGGUUAACCCGAUCCACAUGGGUUGGUGGGUGCUUGCAAAGUUUCACGAAGAAAGCGAUGCCAAUCCCAAUCUACGUCACGUCGCUGCUGCUCCAUCCGGAAAAGAGGAGAUACAUCGACCGGCACUGGCCGGAGGAGUGGCGAGACGUGGCGGUGCAUCGCAGCCAAGAAAAGAGCGACCCGAGAUGUCUCCGUACGAGCGAAUCAAGCUAUCGAUGAGUGUGUUGAAUGUACCCGACGACGAAGACGAGUUCGAGAAGUUCAUCAAUGCCCCGCCGAGACAGGUAAUGGCGAAGACUCCGCUGGAGUGGUGGUGCCGGGAGGAGCAGCGGUUGAAAUAUCCGCGCCUGCACCAGAUGGCCGUUGUCAUCCUUAGUGUCCAGGCCAUGUCUGAUGACCCUGAAUGA
Molecule: messenger RNA, 633 nt
Organism: Beauveria bassiana ARSEF 2860
Lineage: Eukaryota; Fungi; Ascomycota; Sordariomycetes; Hypocreales; Cordycipitaceae
Exons: 3
Coding region: 1-633 (210 amino acids)
Molecular function (GO): protein dimerization activity
Source: RefSeq, a predicted model, not a curated record